CUGCGAUACUCAGUUAAACUGCGUCGCAUGUACCGGACUAGCACUCGAGUAGUUUGAACUCGAGUACACAUUUCCGAGAAUGGGCGCCGCGCCUUCAAAGGCGUCAGGCUUUUGGCCAAACUUCCGCGUACUAUCAGAUGUUCUCGUUCAAGGCCAGGUUGAUGAGACGACGGGCCCUCGGCGAGGGCCAGCCAUGGCCGAGACAGACCAGGCCAUGCAAGAUGCGUCCAGCUUUGGACUUCAGCUGCUCUUCCGGCAGUCGCUGGUGGCACCGCUGCUCCAAGCUGCACUUGAAGAGGCCUUGACGGACCUGCCGUGGUUUGCGGGCCGGCUGGUGCUGCGCGAGGGCGGGCGGCAGUUUGACGUGUCCUGCUGCAACAGCGGCGCCCGGCUGGUGGUCGCCGCCACCUCCGCCAGCCUGCAGCAGGCGGAGGCAGCCAUGCGCAACAGCACAGGGAUGGCCUCCCCCGGCACAUCCGUGCUCAACCCCUAUCGCUCGCUGGUGCUGCCGGUGGAUGCAGACGCCAUUGUCCGGCAGAAGCUGCCGCUGGCCUCCGUGCUCCUGCUGCACCUGCGCGGCGGUGGCGCGUUGCUCAUGCUGUCUUUGUACCACGGCAUCGCGGACUUUGAGUCGCUGCAGACCUUUGCUGCGCACCUCUCGGCCGCCUACAACCGCCGGGUGGCGGCGGAGGCGGCGGCGCGGGAGCCGCCGCCGGUGGACAUGCUGCUGGGAGAGCUGGACAGCCGGUCUUUUCAGACGCGCGCAGCGGAGGUCGUGAACCCGCGCACAGGAGCUUUCUUCAACCCGCAGUGGCCGGCAGAGGUGCUGGCGGCAGGCGCAGCCGCCGCUGCGGCGGCGACCGGCACGGCGACUGUGGCCUCGGCGGCUGGGCCAGCGGCGCCCCCGACCGCCACCGCCGCACGCGCGGACGCGCACCCAACGCAAGCACCUGCUGCGGCAGCAUUAAUUGCGGCGGCGGCACCAGCACCAGCAGCACUGGGUGUGCCGCCGCGGCCCGAGAGCUAUAUGUUGGCGCGGCCCUGGCAGAUGGCGGUGGUGGUGUACCACUACAUCCGGGAGGUGGUGGUGCGCGGCGGCGGGCUGGAGGGCCGUGUAGUUCGGGUGCCGGCGGCCCGACUGGAGCAGAUCAAGCAACGCGCCCACACCGAGCUGCUCCAGCUGCGGCAGGAGGAGGAGGAGGCGGCCCAGCUGCAGCAGCGGCAGCAGCAGCAGGGGAAGGGGCUAAAGGGCCGGCCGCAGGAGGGCGGCGGCGGCAGCAUUGAGCUGCAUGCCUCGGCAACAGCAGCAGCAGCAGAGGCAGUGGGCGCGGCGAUUGCCGCUGGCGGCGGGGCGGCGUGGGUGUCGGCGAGGGACGCGCUAUCAGCUCGGAUCACGCAGGUGAUGCACGCGUUGCCGGUGCGGCGGCAGGGGCCCAUGGUGCUGCUCCAUCUGGUGAACAUGCGGCGGCGGCUGCAGGGGCCGCCGGGGCAGCAGCUGCAGGCAAGCGCCGCAGCCGCAGCAGACCACGGCCAAGGCCGGGUCCCGCUGGGCGGCAGCGGUAGCGCCGGCGGUGUGCCUGCGGCUGCGGAGCAGCUGGCGGCGGCGGCAGCUGCAGCUGCCACCUCCGCCGCGGCUGCACCAGCCGGGUUGCCGUCAGCGGCUGCUGCUGCUGCAGGUGGUGGAGGUGCUACUGCUGGUGCUGCUGCCGGGGCCGCUGAACUGGUGCCCAUGCGCCAGCUUGGGAACAUGGCAUACGGGGUGUGGCUGGAUCUGCCGCCGUGCCCCUCUCAGCAGGAGCGGUUGGGACACCUGGCCAGCCGCAUCCGCACCGCCAUCACGCACCACGUCGUACCUCAUUUCCACGACACGCUGGCGCAGCUGCGGUCUCUGUUGGCGGUCCCGGGCGCCGACGCGCGUCGGCUGAUGACCACGUUGGUUGCGGGCUGGCGGCGGCGGGAGGCGUGCUUGUUUGCGCCCGAGGGGCCGCUGCUCAUAAACCACUGGAUCAUCCAGCACAAGCUGUGGCAGUUAGGACCCGAGCCGCCGCUGGAGCUGCUGCCACUCGGCGAUUGCCUCAUCCCCAACCUGUUCCUCACAGUGGACAGCCCGCCUCAGCCCCCGGCAGUAGCAGCGGCGGCGGGGGCGGGGGCGGCGGCGGCGGCUGCUACAGCCGCCUCUGGGGCGGCCGUGGCUGUCGGCAGCAGUAGCACUGGCAGCGGCAGUAGCAGUAGCAGGCGGGACCUGUUGAUGGUGGUGGUGCUGCACAAGCUGGUGUGGCGCCAGCUGGACGCGGUCACAGGCGGCGACCUGGCGGCGGCGCUGUGAUGAUGAGGGCUGGGGCCGGGUGCCGAUGACACGGACUGGCGGUGGACUAGGGGAGCAGGGGGUGGUACAAAGGAUGGAGCAGGGGAGGGGCGUGAGGCACGGUGAGGCGCGGCGGCUCACAGCUUGACUGCCGGGUGAUCGGGUCAGAGGGGAGGGGCGGCAGUGGUUGGACAUCACGUGCUCAGUCCCGCAGUGUGUGGUACUGGGUGGCCAGCUGCGUAACGUCUGGUGUGAAGGCGGCGGGGGUUGUCCCGUCGCGGUGGUGGCGUCUCCCGCGGAGGGGCUCCCGCCUCCGGGACCCUUCGGGUUUUAGGGUCCGAAGGGUUUACGAGCACCUCACCUAGUGUGUAGGCCAUACCUGUCAAACAUAUGGGACAUCUUACGCGUAGUCA
Messenger RNA from Chlamydomonas reinhardtii, 2718 nucleotides. RefSeq lists its product as uncharacterized. The transcript has 7 exons. Gene Ontology annotation, molecular function: acyltransferase activity, transferring groups other than amino-acyl groups. Lineage: Eukaryota; Viridiplantae; Chlorophyta; Chlorophyceae; Chlamydomonadales; Chlamydomonadaceae. The record is from RefSeq and is a predicted model, not a curated record. Bases 80 to 2326 code for a protein of 748 amino acids.